AUGGAGAAAGAGAACAGCACCGUGGUGACAGAAUUCAUUCUUCUUGGUCUGACCCAGUCUCAAGAUGUUCAACUCCUGGUUUUUGUGCUAGUCUUAAUUUUCUACCUCAUCAUUCUGCCUGGAAAUUUUCUCAUCAUUCUUACCAUAAGAUCAGACCCUGGCCUCACAGCCCCCCUCUACUUCUUUCUGGGCAAUCUGGCCUUCUUGGAUGCAUCUUACUCUUUCAUUGUGGCUCCCAGGAUGUUGACUGACUUCCUCUCUGAGAAGAAGGUGAUCUCCUACAGCGGAUGUAUCACACAGCUCUUUUUCUUGCACUUCCUUGGAGCAGGGGAGAUGUUCCUUCUUGUUGUGAUGGCUUUUGACCGCUACAUUGCCAUAUGCCAGCCUUUACACUACUCAACUGUCAUGAAACCUAGAGUUUGCAAUGCAUUACUGUUGGCUUUGUGGCUUGGGGGCUUUGCUCACUCCAUUGUUCAAGUGGCCAUUAUUCUACAUUUGCCCUUCUGUGGCCCAAACCAAUUGGAUAAUUUCUUCUGUGAUGUUCCACAGAUCAUCAAACUGGCCUGUACUGACACCUUUGUAGUGGAGCUCUUGAUGGUCUCCAAUAGUGGCUUGCUCACCCUCCUGUGUUUUCUAGGCCUCCUGGCCUCCUAUGCCAUCAUCCUCUGCCGUGUAAAGGGGCACUCUUCUGAAGGGAAGCACAAGGCUGUGUCCACAUGUACCACUCACAUUAUCAUUGUGUUUCUGAUGUUUGGACCUGCCAUCUUUAUCUACACUCACCCCUUCAGAGCAUUUGCCGCUGACAAAGUUGUCUCUUUCUUCCACACAGUAAUUUUUCCUUUGAUGAACCCAGUGAUUUAUACCCUUCGCAACCAGGAAGUAAAAGCUUCUAUGAGGAGGUUGUUGAGUAGGUACAUAGUUUGA
Messenger RNA from Chrysochloris asiatica (Cape golden mole), 924 nucleotides. Its product is annotated as olfactory receptor 4N5-like. Gene Ontology annotation, molecular function: olfactory receptor activity; G protein-coupled receptor activity. Gene Ontology annotation, biological process: G protein-coupled receptor signaling pathway. Gene Ontology annotation, cellular component: membrane. The record is from RefSeq and is a predicted model, not a curated record. The coding region runs from base 1 to 924 and encodes 307 amino acids. Lineage: Eukaryota; Metazoa; Chordata; Mammalia; Afrosoricida; Chrysochloridae. The transcript has a single exon.